This is a messenger RNA of Cordyceps fumosorosea ARSEF 2679, 438 nucleotides long. RefSeq names its product Essential protein Yae1. The coding region runs from base 1 to 438 and encodes 145 amino acids. Lineage: Eukaryota; Fungi; Ascomycota; Sordariomycetes; Hypocreales; Cordycipitaceae. The record is from RefSeq and is a predicted model, not a curated record. The transcript has a single exon.
AUGGCCUCCGACCCGUUCGACGACGUCUUCACCCUCGAGGACCGCUUCUACCGCCAAGGCUACCAGCAGGGCCUCGACGACGGCGCCGCCGCCGGCCGCGUCGAGGGCCGCCAGUUCGGCAUGAGCACCGGCUUCGACAAGUUCCUCGCCAGCGGCCGCCUCGCCAGCCGCGCCCUCGUCUGGGCCAACCGCCUCCCGUCCAACGACUUCAAGGUCGCCAGCUCCUCCUCGCUGGAGAGCCGGCAACCAGCGGCCGCCUGCACGUUGCCGCCGCUGCCGGAUCACCCGCGGCUGGGCAGGAACGUCAGGAUGGUCUACGCGCUGGUCGAGCCGGAGACGCUGUCGACGACCAACGCGGACGAGGCCGUGCAGGACUUUGACGACCGGUUCAAGCGCGCGCAAGGAAAGGCCAAGGUGGUCGAGAAGAUGAUUGGCUAG